AUGAAGCUCAUUUUCGCGGCUAUUCUGCCGACUUUUACAGCCGCAGCAUUAGCUCCACCUUCUGUCACAGUCGAUGCUGGCACCCUUCAGGGUGGACAGUGCGAAAAUACCCAAAAUGCAGUCUUCUACAAGGCAAUUCCCUAUGCAGAACCUCCAAUUGGAGAGCUACGCUUCGAGCCUCCAAAGGCUUACAAUAAACAAUACCCUAAUGGAAAACUCGAUGCAACUACUGCACCUGCCUCCUGCAUUCAGUUUGGAGCCGAGUUUGACGCUACAGGAACUAUACUUGAAGACUGUCUUUACCUAGAUGUUUGGACCCCAUCUAAUGCCACCAAAGAUUCGAAUCUUCCUGUCAAAGUUUGGAUAUACGGUGGAUCAGACACGUCUGGCGGAAUCUCGAAAGGCCUAUUCGAUGGGUGCAACACUGCAGCGGAAGGUUCCAUUUUGGUAUCAAUAAACUACAGAAUUGGACCUCUAGGUUUCAUGGCACUCAACAGUGCCGGGAUAUACGGUAACCAGGGAAUUCAAGAUCUUCUUCUCGGAUUGGAGUGGGUCCAAAGCAACAUCGCUGCUUUUGGCGGUGACCCGAAAAAGGUACUUCUGUUCGGUCAGUCCGCCGGUGCCGAGGACGCAUUUAUUAUUGCCUCUCUUCCCCAGGCACCGUCUUUCCUCAACAGUGUCAUCAUGGAAUCGGGUGCCGGAAAAAAGCUCCUAUACAAUUCGACAAUUCAAAGUGUUGGUAAAUCAUAUGCUCAAACACUUAACUGCAGUCCCGAUGAUAAAGCCUGUCUUCAGUCCAAGACUGUUGCUGACUUGAAGAAGGCGUUCAAUAGUGAUGUCUUCCUGCAGGAGGGAAUUGGAGCAGGCGGACCACUCGCUAUCACCACCUCGGGGACACAUGCUUUCUAUCCCUAUGUGGAUGGAGAUGUCAUCCCCGAGGAACCAUUGAGUCGCGGGGUUCAAGUGCCGGCCGUUUUUGGAUCCAACAAAAACGAGGGUGUCAUAUACGUCACCGCCAAGGUCGGAAAUCUGUCGAAUGGCGACAGUUUAACGCCGGCUCUAUACAAGAACUUCCUCCGCGAUAACUUUGGUAUCGCCGCCGCACUUAUUGAGAAAUACUACCCUCUCUCUAUGUUCGAAGCUCUCGCCGGCGGUAAUAUUCACUAUGGUGUGUUCUACGCCAUAGCACAGGUCAUAACCGACUCCGACUACAAGUGUGUGGCCUACGAGGGUUUGGUGUCAGCCGCACGCAACAAUAUUCCCGUUUGGACAUAUCAAUAUACUCACAAUAACACAUGCCCAUGGCUGGGCACCCUGAAACAGCUCCAGGGUCAUCCGGAGGAGAUGGCGCUAGUUGGUGCCACUCAUACCUCCGAAAUCCCGUUUGUCUUCGGUAACAUGAACAACCAACCUCUUCCCGGCGGGACUUGCAAUGCCACAGAAGCCGAGGACCAACUCAGCAAGCAGAUGAUGAGCUUGUGGACAGCGAUGGCAGAAAAUGCCGAUCCGUCGACAGAUGCCAUCCAAUGGCCACAAUUCACUCUAGAAAAGAAUGUGUCGAGUCCCGGAUUGAUCUUCGCAGAUUCAACCCUGUCUGGCCAAGUCGACUACAAGAGUUGUUUACUGUGGAACAAAGUUUAUAACCUUAUUGAAUCAGGGAAUGGUACGGCCACGCCGAUUCGUGGCAGUGGAAAGCCAACGGCUUCGCCGUCUGCUACUUACCAGACUAGCGGUGCAGCAACCACUGGGUGUGUAAUCUGGGGUGUCCUUACCUUGGAUGUGAUAUUGUCAAUUGUAUUUGCAUAG
This is a messenger RNA of Penicillium cinerascens, 1806 nucleotides long. RefSeq lists its product as uncharacterized. NCBI's taxonomy places the organism in Eukaryota, Fungi, Ascomycota, Eurotiomycetes, Eurotiales, Aspergillaceae. The coding region runs from base 1 to 1806 and encodes 601 amino acids. The transcript is spliced from 5 exons. The record is from RefSeq and is a predicted model, not a curated record.